AUGGUUGUUGGUAAAUCCUAUAUUUUCAACAGAAUAAUAAUGGGUUGCGGUGCCAGUGCAACUAUUAGGUCACCGGCCGAAGACGCGCCCCGUGGGCGUGAAUCAACAGGAUACUCAGGAGCAUACGGCGGCAUACACGGUGACUAUGGGAAUAAUACCUCAUUCGAAGCUGUAACAAGGAUCGAGGAAGAGGAAUUCGACGACGAUUAUUACGAUAGUGUGCCACUGAAGGAAGAAUUCGAUCAGUGGAUCUCUGAUUUGAACAACAUGAAUGACUAUGCUGACCAUCAGGCUCUCCUACUAGACAAGUCAAAGCCAUCGGGAAUCAACCCCACUGAGAUCCGUGCUGCAUACAAUCUCGACUGUGCGAAGGUUGUGCUUUGGAACGCUGCCGAUUGUUCCCCGAGAAUGUGCUGGGAAAUCGGAAAAUAUGGAAUUAUAGAAAUACUUUUAUCCCAGCUCAAACAACCUGAAUAUGCUCCAAAUAAACUGACAGGAACUGAAAAUUACUCUUCAAUCAACGCUGACAGAGUGGUGCGUUCUACCACGGGAAUUUUGCACAAUGUUAUUCGUAACUGUUUAGAUAACAGGCACCAUUUCCGCGAAGCUAACGCGGUAGAACUAUUAUCCAAGUACAUUCAUUGCAAACAUGCUACUAUCCAAGCAGUUUCCGUUCUCAUUUUGGCUUACAUCGUCAAAGAUGAAGAAGUUGACAAGAUUUCUACAGGAGAUGAAAUAAUUAAGUUUUUGUUGUUGGUGUACGCGGAUGCGUUGAACGGCGAUGAGCACAUGUCACCUAUGUAUAUGUUUGAAGUAACUGAGAUCGUUGAUGGGUUGAUAUAUCUUGCAGCAAAUGAUGCCAAUAAGGUGAAAUUCGUGAAUAACGACGUAUUGCCCUUACUUGUGGCAACUCUGACGUCCGAGUGUUCAACGGAAGAACACUGUUUAGCGGCUACUGCAAUUUGGACAUUAGCAUUCCAUGCCGAUAACAAAGAUCGUAUCCGGAAAGAAGAGGGAUGUUUAGAAGCUCUGACAAAACUCCAGCACAGUGACAACUCUGGCCUUAAGAAAGCUUGCAAUGGUGCACUAUGGGAACUCCGUGAUGGUGGUGAAAGUGUGACUCGUGCUGUGGAAAGUAGCGGUCAUGUGAUGAUAAGCUACCAAUGGAACUGUCAGAAAUUAAUGGUGCAAGUAAAAAAUCGUUUGAAAGAUGCGGGAUUUAAAGUGUGGAUGGACGUCGAACAAAUGGGAGGUUCAACACUGGAAGCAAUGGCGGGCGCUGUUGAAAAUGCAGAUGUUGUUCUUAUGACAGUUUCUGAAAAAUACAAAGACAGUCAAAGUUGUCGUUCUGAGGCUGAAUAUGCAUAUAAACGAAAAAAGACAAUCAUACCGAUUCGAGUUCAACCCAAUUAUACUCCUGAUGGCUGGUUAGGAAUCAUAGAGGCAAACAAUUUAUACUACGACUUCAGUGCAGCCAACGCCAUGGCAACAGUGAUGCCAGACCUCAUACGAGAGCUUGAGAAAUCGAUAGGAGGUAAACGAGUAAAGAAAACAGUGGAGCGGGAUAAGGCUCAAGUAGUUCAGAUUGGAACAACAGGAUCUACACCUCUACAGACGUCAGCUGAUGCAUGGACAAACAGUGACGUCAGUACAUGGCUGAUGCAGAAUAAUCUCAGUCACAUGAAAGGAAGAUUUUCCGGAUACACGGGGGAGGAUGUGAAGGGACUGAAAUCAGUACUAAUCAAGGCGCCAGAGUUUUUCUAUUCGUCUGCAAGUACAGAUAAAGGAAUAAAAACUCUUUUGGAUGUUGUGAAGUUGGAGAGAGCGCUUGAGAAACUAGACUAGAAUGCACUAAACCAAUUCGAUAUAUUUGAUAUCACUACAGUGUUGAGAUAAAAAAUAU
Messenger RNA from Saccoglossus kowalevskii, 1903 nucleotides. RefSeq lists its product as uncharacterized. Gene Ontology annotation, molecular function: protein binding. Gene Ontology annotation, biological process: signal transduction. NCBI's taxonomy places the organism in Eukaryota, Metazoa, Hemichordata, Enteropneusta, Harrimaniidae. The record is from RefSeq and is a predicted model, not a curated record.